GGCACCGCGAAGGACAUCGGACCGGUUUCUCGAAAAGUUCAAUUUUCAUUCACCCGGUUGCAGUAGGCUGUGGUGGUAUAGCUUUGAAACGGAUUACGAAAAAAUCGCUAAAAAGCAACUAAAUACUGGUGUUUGGUGCCAAAAAGGCGCAUUUUGCGUGCCUUUUUGCGAUUUCAAUUGACAUUGCACGGAUUUCCUGAGGACUGGAUAAGGUGUCACUUUGAUUGGGUACAGUUGUUUAACUGGAAAGACUUGAGAUGGCUUCGUCAACCAAAUUUACGAUUUUAAUAACUUGGCUAUUGAUAUUCGCUACGAUUUCAACCUCCAGAGCAAUCGACAUUCCAGAGUACUGCGAUAGCCAUACAACGAUCACCAGUCAGUAUGAGGAGUACUUCGACAUCGACGAAAUGGGCAACAACCGCACCGAUCGAUCCGUCGUCGAUCUGAUCAUGUACGUACAGCUUUCGAACAAACAGGAAGAGAUAGCAUUCCUCCUCUCGGCUGAGAACCGAUCUCGCCAGCAUCCGGAUUAUGAGAAAACCUACGAAAUCCGUAUUAGCAACGUAUACACAGUCAUCUACAAGGAAACGCUUCGGAUGUCUGCUCAUCACAGCCAUUCUUUCAACUUUUUCCCGGAUGAACACUUCCAAGUUCACAUCCGGAUCACUCGAAAGGGAUUGAUAACGGUCAACAUCGAUGGGCUAGCUAAACCGAUCAUCUCCGUGAACGACGAAAAGCUGCCACCGGAAAUCCGUUACAUCAGCUUCGGCAGCCGGAUGAAUGCCUACCCGAUCACCUGGUACUUCAACUGUCGCGAUCCUCCGACGCCGGCCCCAUCCGAGGGUGGUGGCCAUUUCAGUCAAAAUGGUGCCGCCGAACUGGACGAAAACAAAUGUCCGGUCUGCCCGAAGCCGGCCAAGUGCGAGGUGGUGGUUCGAGCUUGUUCCGACACUUCCGGUGAGGGUAUGCAGAUGAGCGAUGCCGAGAAGCAGAAAUACUUCUUCUACUUCAACGUUUAUCUCAGCAAGAAUGGCAAAAAUGGAAAGGCUAUCGCCUCCGGAUUUGAUAAUAACAACAAACUGGAUUAAAGAACGAGUUACGAUUGGUUAGAAAGUUAAAUUUUAAAUUUGAUGUUACAUAUCUGAAGUAAUCGGCUUUCUUUCUUAACAAGAAAUUUCUUCCAUUUCAUAUCAGAAAAAAAAAUGUUUUCUCAAACUUAGAUGGGAAAAAUUUUUUAAUCAAUUAAUCAGACUAGGGUAGCAGUAGCAGAAGAUUUUAGCUUGUUUUCACAUUUUACAGAAAUAAUACGAAUCUUUUUUUCUUUUAAUCUUAAUAAAUAUAAAAGCUGUUGACCAGUAGAAUAGGCGUUAAGAAUUUCUAAAACUUUCAAUCUUGUGAUAUUUCUCAAA
Uranotaenia lowii is the source of this 1409-nucleotide messenger RNA. RefSeq lists its product as uncharacterized. The record is from RefSeq and is a predicted model, not a curated record. NCBI's taxonomy places the organism in Eukaryota, Metazoa, Arthropoda, Insecta, Diptera, Culicidae. Bases 258 to 1088 code for a protein of 276 amino acids. The transcript has 4 exons.